Messenger RNA from Pecten maximus, 2525 nucleotides. RefSeq names its product radial spoke head protein 3 homolog B-like. The record is from RefSeq and is a predicted model, not a curated record. Gene Ontology annotation, cellular component: cilium. NCBI's taxonomy places the organism in Eukaryota, Metazoa, Mollusca, Bivalvia, Pectinida, Pectinidae. The coding region runs from base 113 to 1363 and encodes 416 amino acids. The transcript has 8 exons.
AUUGUAUCUUGGCAACGUGACUCGUAAAUAUUUGGCCAUUGAUCGGAACCAACAAGUCGCAGCGGUGUUGUGAUUCUCAACUGACAGUUGGACUUGGAGGUUGAUUUCCAAAAUGGCAAGUUUAAUUCCCCAAACAAAUCAAGCACAAGGAACUUAUACCUUUGCCAGUCAACCCAGAGCAGUACAACAGAGGAAAAAAUAUAGAGAUGCAGGAGAUAUAGGUGGUGAUUUAGGAGGAGGAGGGAACCAAGGUCCCCCUCAAUAUGGAAACAUUAUGUACGAUAAAAGAAUUGUCCGUGGAAAUACAUAUGCACAACACACACUGCCUGCGCAUGCACAACCAGAUCCAAUUGAAAUUCAAAGACAACAGGAGAAUAGACGACGUGCAAUAGCUAGAAAGCGGGCAAAGGAACAACUACGACCACGAUCUCCAGAGCCUGUAGAGGGUCGUAAACACAUCGAUGUCCAGACAGAGCUGUAUCUGGAGGAACUCAGUGAUCGUGUGGAAGAGGCUGAUGUAGAAGUACAAACAGAUGCCUUCCUCGACAGACCACCAUCACCUAUGUUUGUUCCAGCAAAGACUGGAUUGGACAUGGCCACCCAGAUUCUGGAUGGAGAACUGUUUGACUUUGAUGUGGAGGUGAAGCCCAUCCUAGAGGUGUUAGUAGGUAAAACUGUAGAACAAGCAUUACUAGAGGUGAUGGAAGAGGAGGAGUUAGCUAACCUCCGCUCACAACAACGCGCCUUUGAGGAGCUGAGAAAUGCCGAAUUGGUGGAACAACAGAGACUGGAGGAACAGGAGAGGCGACACAGGGAGGAAAAGGAAAGACGUAUGAAACAACAGAGAGAGAUUUUGAAAAAAGAACACGAAACUUCAGAAAAAAUUGCUGCAAGAGCAUUUGCUCAAAGCUACCUCGCCGAUUUGGUGCCUACAGUGUUUGGAACAUUAUCAGACAAUGGUUACUUCUACGAUCCUGUGGAGAGAGAUAUUGAGCAGGGAUUUAUGCCAUGGUUGAUGGAUCAAGUCAAAGAGCAGCUACACAAGGCCCAGCUCGGCAGAAUGGUGCUAGAUGGAAUCCUGAGAGAGGUGGUCAGCAAACGUUUCGAUCAAUAUGCCAAAUUAGACGAAAGGUUAAGAGAAAUGUUAGGAGACACAUUAGAGCCAGAGAUAGGUGGCAACAGCUCAAACAAUGCCACAGAGGAAGUGCCACCCCCCGCCGCAGCCACCACCACAGAGGCUGAAAAACCUGCAGAACAAACUGAGGAACCCGCGGAACAGAAAACAGAGGAAAGUGGCGGAGGGGAGCAGCAGACAGAAGGAGGAGAAGGAGAAGAGGAGGAGGCCGGAGAGCCUAAAGAAUAAAUAAUGUUAUAGUUAUAGAAUAUAUAAAAUUAUCUACCAACAAAGAAAAACCCAGAAAACUAGUGGUUAUUUUGUUUAGAACUGUCACCUUACAUUGGAAUAGGGUGAUGAGAACAGAAUGUCAGAUGUUUUACAAUAUUUAUUGUCCUGUUGUUAAGAGUUUAGUUUUCUAUUGAUACAGGAAAUAGUUAUGGUUAAAGUUUAUAAAUUGACAGCUAAUCUUUAAGAAAUGUUAUUAUUUUGGAAGCAUACCUCAUUAAACAAAGAUUGCUGACUUGUGAAGUCAGUUUUACUAUAUAAGUAUCAAAGUAUGUUAAAGAUGUUAAAGAUUCUUCAGAUAGACACCCAGUCCCAACAUCUUGUCAGGAGGAUUAGAAUAGAUAAGUAAAUAAUUAAGCAAUCUAUAAUUAAACUAUAAGUAACCAACAGACAAUGAAUCAGAAAUUAGAAAACAAAAAAGUAUUGUUAACAUGAAAAAUAUCAUUUUCAGUGUGUAAAUGAAAUUUGUUGGUUGUUGAUAGUGUGGGUGUCUCCCAGACCUGUGAUAUCUUAUUGUACCAAUGUGUCUAUAGUCAUCAGUACUGUGAUAUUGUACCAAUGUGUCUAUAGUCAUCAGUACUUUGGACCUGUGUCACAAACAGAACUUUCGGUUAGCACUGAGUUCACUUUAAAUUAACAAUUGUCCGUCCAAGUUGGUCAGUGGUAACAUUAAGUUCCUUCGUUUUGUGGUAUAUGAUCCAUUUGUAAAUAAUCAAGCAUUAUAAUUCAUCCACCAAUACAUGUAGUGUUACCUAUGUUGACUGUAUUCUAAUAGCCUUCGUGGAGAGGAAGCUCAGGUGACUACAUGAAAACAAAUACAAGUUUUAAAACAUUUUUUGGAGAAUGUCUGUAUACAUGAAAUCUUGAUAACUAGAAGUACCUAGAGAGCAUUCCAAUCCCUAGAGAGGCUGUCUAUUGUUAUGUUGUUACUCUAUAAACUCAUUCUUUAAUCUAUACAUCAUAUAUUGCAUUUUUUAAUGAACUAUUGGCCCAUCUUGUUUUCAAUAUUUGGGUCCAUUAUAAGGCCUUCAAAACUGUUUCAGAAAUAACAAUUUUAUGUGUAAAUAAAAUAUACCAACUAUUUUCAGGAAAAUGAAUAAAUAAAUACAGAUAUUGAAAACUG